Aureobasidium namibiae CBS 147.97 is the source of this 1602-nucleotide messenger RNA. Its product is annotated as GABA permease. The transcript is spliced from 4 exons. Bases 1 to 1602 code for a protein of 533 amino acids. The record is from RefSeq and is a predicted model, not a curated record. Gene Ontology annotation, biological process: transmembrane transport; amino acid transport. Lineage: Eukaryota; Fungi; Ascomycota; Dothideomycetes; Dothideales; Saccotheciaceae. Gene Ontology annotation, cellular component: membrane. Gene Ontology annotation, molecular function: transmembrane transporter activity.
AUGUCGGAUAUUAUGGAUCAGAAAGUGUUUGAUGGAGCAGUCGCAGACGAUGUUGCUCUCGAGCAGCUUGGAUAUCAACGAGAGCUCAAACGAACGUUCAACCUGAUUAGCAUGAUCGGAUUCUGCUUCUCGAUCGUCUCUAGCUGGACAGCAUUAUCCGGUGUGCUCAUCAUUGGAGCCGAAAGUGGUGGACCGCCAGUCAUGAUCUGGUCAUGGGUGGGUGUAUGUGUGUUCACCAUGGCUGUUGCUCUAUCGAUGGCCGAGAUGUGCUCAGCGUAUCCACUGGCAGGCGGUCAAUACUCGUGGACUGCCAUUCUGGCGCCGCGAAGCUGGUCCAAAGGAUUGUCGUAUGUCUGUGGAUGGUUCAUGUUGAUCGGCAUCAUUGCUAUGGGUGCUGUAGUCAACUUUAUCGCCUCAGGAUUCAUCCUCGCUAUGGCUGUGCUCAACAAUCCAGAGUACGAGAUCACGCGCUGGAAUUCGACUCUGGUCGCAUACGCAAUUGCCGUCGCCGCUCUCUCGUUGAACAUAUUUUGUCCACAGAUGCUACAUAAAAUGACCAACUUCUUCCUCAUCUGGAACAUGGGAUCUUUCUUCAUCAUCAUCAUCACCAUUCUCGCCACAAACGAUCACAAGCAAACUCCCAGCUUUGUUUUUUCAGAAUUCCAAAACUUCACUGGUUUCAACAAGCCAUAUGCUGCCAUCUUGGGUCUGUUGCAAUCGGCUUUCGGCAUGUGCUGCUAUGAUGCCCCAGCACACAUGACAGAAGAGAUCAACGAUGCCAGAAAAGUCGCUCCCAAGGCAAUUGUGCUCUCCGUAGGUCUUGGUGCGGUCACUGGAUUUGCGUUUUUGAUUGCAGCAUGUUUCUGCAUGGGGUCGAUUGAUGGCGUGGCUGAGAGUGCUACUGGCAGCCCGAUUGUUCAGAUUUUCUACGACUCUACGCAAUCUGUUGCUGGUGCUUCGUGUCUGACGUUCCUUAUGGUUAUGAUACAGUUCUUCUCGGCUAUAUCGCUGCUUGCUGAAGGUGGUCGUGCAGUUUAUGCGUUUGCUAGAGACCGUGGUCUACCCUUCUCCAACGUACUCAGCGAGGUUCAUUCGACCAAACAGGUGCCCAUCUACGGCAUCCUCUUGACCUUCGUCGUCCAAAUAGUUUUGAACUCGAUCUAUUUCGGCACAGUGACAGGCUUCAAUACCGUCGUUUCAAUCGCCACCGAAGGCUUUUAUGUCUCCUACGCCAUCCCUAUCCUCCUCCGCGUCAUCGCUCCCCUCACCUCAACAACUCCCCCUCGCUUCGAAGGCCCCUGGAACCUCGGACGCUGGAGUCUACCAAUCAACAUCAUGGCAUUAGUGUACUUGCUCUUCACAUCCAUCACCUUCAACUUUCCCACACUCAAACCAGUGGAUCCGGAAAAUAUGAACUAUACUUCUGCGGCUGUAGGGGUGGUUAUGUUGGUUGCGGCGAUCACUUGGUUUACGACGGCGAAAGGAAACUUUAGAACGCCCGGUGCGGGUGAGGAUGUGGUUAUACACAGUGCGCCACACACGGAGACAGAGCAGGACGCUCAGGUUGUGAGAGAUGAAAAGGUCCAGAAACAUGCGUGUUGA